ACCUCUCGCGGUCCUUUAUUUCCCCCCUGCAAGAGUCUUAUUCGUCCCGCGAAAUCUUCCUUCCCUCCAAAUUUAACAAUACCAUAAAAUCUCCACAAGCCAACAAAAACCACCCGCUCUGACAUGAACGAAUGAACAAACCAUACGUUGAUUGAUGGUUUCAGCCACCAUCCGACCACGUUUAUAAUUCAGAAUCCGCACAAGCAGCCACACCCAUCUCACCUACCAUCCUCCAAAUUUAAAAUUUGCAAAGAAAAUGGGUGGGAAUGGAUGCCUCCUGAUCGUUCAUCAUCUACCAUCCUGCAAAUUUCCACCCAACCCCCUCGAAGGCCUCGCUUCUUUCACCCUUGCAAGGAGGCAACCGCCGAUUUGGCCAAAUUAUCGUUGCCCUUAUUUUCUUCCUACCCAAUAAUGCAGGUGGUUGAAGACCACCAUGAGAUGACUAUAUUUUUGCAAUUCCCAGUUCACGCUUUCGUCUUCUUUCUGUAAUUAUUGUCCUCGUCAUCAUUGUCUUUUGUAUGGUUUUUGCGAUUCCCCCAAUCUACUGAGAUGAUUAGUCUGUACUGAUGCUGCUGGGCCACCAGUGGUGUGCUUAUAACAGAUCUGUUGUAUCGCUUUAUUCUUCCCCCAAGCACAUCUCAUCUCUCUAAUUGAGGAACAACAUUUCAUUGCUUGAAUGGGUUCCGGAGAUUGGUUUAAGACCGUCAUCAAUGUGAAGAAGUCAUUGAAGGAAGGCUACUCAAAGGAACAGAAGCCAACUCCAUCUAACCAUUCAAAAGGAUUUAAGUGGAGGCAUCAUAAGUCCAAAGGCUCCAAAAGAUUCUCAAUCACUGCAUCAAACUCCAAUGCAGAAGUCACUAAUUUGUAUACUGAGGAUAAAGCAGCAAUUGUCAUCCAAACUGCAUUCCGUGGCUUUCUGGCGCGGAAAGCUUAUCGUCAACUGAAAGGACUAGAAAGAUUACAGUUCCUUAAGCAACGACUAUCUAUUCAGAAGCAAACAACUUCAACUUUGAGUUAUCUUCAGUUGUUGAACAAAAUACAAGCCCAAGUCCAUGAUCGUCGGUGCUCUAUGUUAGCUGAGACAAGGAUUAAACAGAAAAAACGCGAUCACCAGUUGAAACUUGAAGCUAAACUCCACGAGAUAGAGGUGGAAUGGUGCAGUGGCUCAGAAAGCAUGGAGGAAAUUCUGGCUAGAGUACAUGAAAGGGAAGCAGCAUCAGUUAAGCGUGAGCGAGCUUUGGCAUAUGCUUUCUCUCAUCAGUGGCGAGCAAGUAAUAGACACAGCCCUGGAAAGGGCGGCUAUGACCUUAGGAAAGAUGAUUGGGGUUGGAACUGGACAGAGAAUUUCUUGAUGGCCUGGCAAUUUGAGAAUAGGAUCACUAGGCCUGUUAAUUCUGUGACACCAAAACGAGUUCAAAGUAAGGAAGACAGCAAAAGAACAAGCACACUGUCGUCUAAAGUCUCUGUUCAGGCUGAUUCUCACAGUAAUGAUGGUAAAGUUCCAUCUAGUAGACCUGACUCUGCAGUGGUGAAGAAGUUGUUUUCAGAGAACUCACCUAGCAGGGAAGCUAGUGAAACAGGUCAGGAUGUAGAAGCUACCAUAAAGCCUGAGCAUAGCACGUGAUUGUAAACUUUGAGUAGUUGUACCAACUGUAAAUGGUUAAAAGUGCAUCUCUGGAGCUUGCUUGAGCUGCUUAAAUUAAAAAUUCUGAAGGAAAAAAGUUCUUCUUGUCAUGUGAAACUCUUCGAUAUUUUCAGAGGUGGGGCAGAUCACAGGCCGUAGAUGCAUCCGUUCAGAAUUCACAUGGAAAUGGUUGCUUGAAGAGAAAGAUCAGUUGAGACUGGUAGGUUUGAAAGGCUUCUAAUAAUAAGAGGUGAUUUUAUUCAAGUUAUGAGUAUGCUGCUCGAGGAAGAAGGCUAGUCUCUCCCUCAUGUUCACAAAGUUGCUCAAAAUUCUUAUGAUAUCUUGUAUCAGAGCUUGUGUAAUUUUGUUGGAUUUACAUGGCCACAUCUGUGAGUGAAUCUCAUAUGUAUGUAUGUAUAUAUGUACGUACAUAUACAGUGCUUCAAUCAGAGUAGAAUAUAUGGUUUGUA
Messenger RNA from Nymphaea colorata (pocket water lily), 2094 nucleotides. RefSeq names its product protein IQ-DOMAIN 9-like. Bases 677 to 1624 code for a protein of 315 amino acids. The transcript is spliced from 6 exons. The record is from RefSeq and is a predicted model, not a curated record. Gene Ontology annotation, molecular function: protein binding. Lineage: Eukaryota; Viridiplantae; Streptophyta; Magnoliopsida; Nymphaeales; Nymphaeaceae.